GGACCAUUCUCCCGCAUCAUCAGCAUCAUCUCUGCUUGAACUUUUAUUUUAUUUACUGAAGUGAGAAAAUUGUACUAAGACUAUUUUUCUUCACUGAUCCCUCUUAUUCAUACCUUUUUAUGUUUCAGAGGAUCAGUUUGAUCCACGCGUAAAGGUCCUUGUUGAGUGAUUUAUCCAUCAGGUGGAGGUCCAUUCUCCUUAAUGACAGCAAACUUGUCUAUUUCAAGGAUUUAAAGGAAAUUAUUUGAUCUUAUAAAAAGCAGCAACACUUUGGGAAAGAUAUUUUUGUUGUGUGUUUUUAAAACUGGAUCUAUGUGUGAGAGAGACACACUUUGCUGUCUUUUGUUGGUAGAACUGUCUUAAUGGAAACAUGACCAAAGGCGCAAGAGGACCGGUUCUCCUGAACACCCUCCAGCUGCUCCUGCUGCUGCUUCACGUCCCGCCGGCGUGUCUCUCCGCGCAGCGCAGGCACCCAGCGCGUUAUUUUGGCCACAUAGCUGAGAACUCCCCAGCUGGAACCCCUGUGGAUGGGGUCCUCAUCCCGCUGGAAGCCGGAGACUGCUCCGGAGCGGACCUCCAAAGCAGCCUGUACGGGAACUAUCCUUCUGAUUUCAGGAUCGUUUACUUCGCUGGACAUCGGGACUCGGCUGGACAUUUGACUUUGGUGUCCGCGAAGCCUUUGGACCGAGAGUUUAUAGCGAUGUACGAGCUGACGGUGGAGCUGCCCUCCAGGUGUCAGAGGAGAGCAGCGGUGGUCCAGGUCGAGGUGUCCGACGGGAAUGAUAAUAUACCCCAGUUCACCAGCGGGAAUAAAACGGUGGAGGUGGACGAGCUGGCGCCUCUUGGAACCGUGUUGGCUCGCUUUGACGCAAAGGACGGCGACGCGGAGAGAAAUGGACGCGCAACUUUUUACGCAUCACCGGAGUCCGGUUUGCUUUACGUGGUUCCACAAACAGGUGAGGUGAGGCUGGUCGGGUCCCUGAUGGGGGUCCGCCAGCUCAGCCUGCGCCUCUACGUGAAGGACGGCGGGGAUGUGGCGCUGGUCGGUCAGCCGGUGUUCCUGAGCGUCAACGUCCGUGGAUCCGGCAGAGCGCGCCGGAGACCCCGCGCUCUGUCCCAGGACCUGACCUACACGGUGACCCUUCCGGAUCACAUCAGGGUGGGAGAUCUGGUGUUCACCGUGCCGGACCAGAGGUUCGAGCAGCGCUGGUUUGAGGUGAUAUCCGAGGCUGAGUCUCCCGUUCAUAUCGAAAGGGACUCGGGGCGCAUCUACCUGGCGCGCAGCCUGCGGGAACCUGCGGAGGUGACGGUGAAGAUCCAGAACCUGCGAGGUGAUGAAUGGUACCUGUGCAGGUUAACCCUGAGCCUGCCCAGUCAGACGGACCUGCAGUGGGGGAUGUUUCCUACACCUUACCUGGGUGCCGUGGGUCCUGAUGCCAACCCUGGAUCUGUAGUCUACCGGCUGUCAACGAGACAACGAGAUGGCACGCUGGGACAGCCUCAGUUCCUCCUACUAGAUGGUGGGGAGGACUGCUUCGAGGUGGACCGUCGCUCUGGGUUGAUUAGAACAACAGGACGGCCUCUGACCCCGAGCAAGGAGUACCAUCUGCAGGUCCAGGCGGUGAAUGGAGGAGACCGUAAAGGCCCACCGGCCACAGUUUCCAUCCUCGCUGGAUACCGACCACCACAGUUCACCAACUCCACCUACAGCCUGAAUGUGUUGGAAAACAGCCCUGUUGGCCAACCGACGUUUUUCUGCUUUGCAUUUCUUGUGAUGCAUGAGAAGAUGAGCCCCGAAGAGCGAGACAAAAGAAAAGAGGAAGAGGUUGUUGUCCACAUCACGGAUGAAAACGAUUGCACCCCAGAGUUUCUUCACUCCAUCUACACCAGAGAUAACAUCCCUGAGAGCGUCGCAGCUGGAACCUCACUGCUGCAAGUUCUCGCUCGUGACUGUGAUUCCGGCGUGAACUCGGAGCUCUCCUACUUCAUUCCGAGUGCCGAUUUUGACAUCACUUCCGGGGGCGUGGUCAGCCCCGCCCGUCGCCUGGACUACGAGCGGCCCAAUCACAUCUAUGAGUUUGUAGUGGUGGCGGUGGAUGCGGGGACGCCUCCUCGAACUGGGACGGCCUCUGUCCGCGUCCGUGUGGCCAACACCAACGAUGAGGCGCCGGUGUUCUCCCAGAGCGUCUAUAAGACGUUCCUCAGCGAGGACGCCGGUCCUGACACGCUGGUCGCCAUCGUUCACGCCAACGACCCAGAUGGGGACGCCGUCUCCUACGCCAUUACAGGUGGCAAUGAGGACAGCAACUUCCAGCUUGAUAACCAAAAAGGCAUCAUCAAGCUUCGGCGGAGUCCACCGCCACGGCUCAGGGGCCCGCAGUACGUCCUCAACAUCACCGCUACAGAUGACAAUGCUUCGGGUGGUCCCUAUCCACUCAGCAGCGCCGCUCAGGUCAUCGUGGGGAUCAAUGACAUCAACAACAACAAGCCCGUGUUUGAUGAGUGUCAGAAGUACAAUGCAGCAGUUCUGGAGAACCAGCCGCCGGGGACGUUCGUGCUGCGUGUGGAGGCCCACGACGCCGACAUGGGGGUUAACGGAGAGGUCAAAUACGGCAUCAUGCACAGAGACGGUGUAUCGUCUGGGUUUGAUAUCGACCCUGACACCGGCGUGAUAACCACGGCUGUGAGUUUCGACAGGGAGCGUCAGAGAGAAUUCACGCUUUCUGUGACGGCCACCGAUCAGGCCGAGGAGCCACUGAUCGGGAUCUGUCAGAUCACGGUGCUGAUCUUAGAUCAGAACGACAACGACCCCAAGUUUGAAAACAGCCGUUACCAAUUUCCCUGCACGUCCAGGAUCAACCAGCAGAUCUUGGCGUCAGACGGAGGAGACCGCAGCAGCUCUGUGGAGCUAACCGUCAUCAUCACCAACGUUCACAACCAGCCGCCCCACUGGGAGCAGCCUGAAUACUGGGUCACUGUGCCGGAAAACACCGUCCGAGAUGCCAAGAUAGUGACUGUGAAGGCAACGUCUCCGCUCGGCGAUCCGAGGGUGACCUACAAUCUGGAGGAAGGCCUGGUGCCAGAGACCAACAUGCCGGUACGGUUCUACAUCAAACCGAACAGGGCGGACGGCUCGGCAUCGAUCCUGGUCGCCGAGAACCUGGAUUACGAGAUGACGCGCUUCUUCACGCUGAGAGUGCGUGUGCAAAACGUUGCCGCCGUGCCUCUGGCUUCCUUCACCACCGUAUACGUCAAUGUAACAGACGUCAACGACAAUGUUCCUUUCUUCCUUUCAUCCACGUACGAGGCCACGGUUCCUGAAGGAGCACAUAUUGGCACGUCGGUCGCUCAGGUGUCGGCCACUGACCUCGAUUCGGGUCUGCAUGGCAUGAUCCACUACACCAUCCUGAAGGAUGAGAGCGGAGACUCUCAGUACUUUAGCAUCGACCCCGUCAGCGGCGUCCUAGUAACUCGUGCUUCUUUUGAUCGCGAACAAAAAGCGUCCUACCUGAUCGAGGUGCAGUCACAGGAUGGCUCAGAGUCCGCCCGACCGAGCCAGCAAGGCCAGCCGAACACAGACACCGCUUAUGUCAGGAUCUUUGUCACCGAUGUCAACGACAACGCCCCGGCGUUCGCCCUGCCGGUGUACGAAGUCAGUGUGGAGGAAGACAAAGAGGUGGGCUUCGUCCUCAUCACCGUCACCGCCAACGAUGAGGAUGAAGGCGCCAAUGCUAAGCUACGCUACCAGAUAACCUCAGGAAACGCCAUGGGGACCUUCGACGUGGAGCCAGAGGUGGGCACCAUCUUCGUGGCUCAGCCUCUGGAUUAUGAGAUGGAGCAGCACUACGAGCUGCGGCUGGUGGCUUCUGACGGGAAGUGGGAGAAUGAGACGCUGGUGGUGGUUCAGGUGGUCAACCGCAACGACGAGGCGCCGGUGUUCAGUCAGACCGAGUAUCACGCUUCUGUGAUGGAGGAGCUCACUCAGUUUCCUGUUUUCAUUCUGGAGGUGUCAGCAACAGAUCCUGAUCAGGAAGCCGACCAGACCGCCCUCCGUUACACCCUCCAUGGCCAGGGUGCCGGUGGGGAGUUCACUAUAGAUGAACAUACCGGAAGAAUCUACGCUCAGCGUCGCUUGGACAGGGAGGAGCGCCCUGCCUGGAGAUUCCUUGUUCUGGCCACAGACGAGGGGGGAAUGGGCCUUACAGGAUUCGCCGAUGUGCUCUUAGAGGUCCAAGACAUUAACGAUAACCCCCCCUUCUUUCCCUGCCCAGCUCUAGUGGUAGACGGGUGUUUUGUUGGUCAAGUGCCUGAAAACUCACCAGCAGACACCUCCAUCAUGGAGAUGCGUGCCAUGGACCUCGAUGACCCAAAUGAGGGCCGGAAUGCCUUGCUAACCUACAGCAUCAUCAAGAACAUUCGCAAUGAGAUCAACCUUGACCUGUUCUCAAUAAACGCCACUACAGGGACUAUCUAUACAGUCCUGCGUUCACUGGACCGGGAGACCGAGGACAAGUAUCUGGUGGUGGUGGAGGCCCGGGAUGGAGGUGGUUUGUCUGGGACAGGAACAGCCACCAUUAUGAUUUCAGACGUAAAUGACCACCCACCUAUUUUUACUCAGAGGGCCUACUCUACCCAGAUGAAUGAGGACCUGGAGGUAAAUAGUGAGGUUCUCGUCGUUUCUGCCACUGAUAGAGACGAGGGUGAGAACGCUGUUGUUACGUUCAGCAUUGUCGGUGGAGACGAUGAAAGGAAGUUCUUUGUUGAAACAGACAAAGUAAACCGACGAGGCGUGAUAAAACUUAAAAAGAAGGUUGACUUUGAGAAACACCACGAGAGGACUUUUAAUCUGACCCUGAAGGCCGAAGAUGCUGAUUUUUACAGCCUGGCCUACUGUGUUGUCCAAGUUGAAGACUCCAAUGAUCAUGCUCCCGUCUUCUUUCCGCAAUUCUAUGAGUCCGCUGCCAUGUCUGAAGACGUUCCCGUGGGAACGAUUGUUACUCAGGUUACUGCAUCUGAUCUGGACUCUGGCCAAAAUGGCCGUUUCUCUUACAGCAUUUCAAAAGAGUCUGACCCUUACAAUCAGUUCCUGGUGGACCAGUCUGGUUGGGUAGUAGUUGCUAGUUCUCUGGACAGAGAGAAAAUCUCCCAGCACAGGAUAAUGGUUCUUGCUACAGAUGCUGGUGUACCAGCCCUAACUGGCACCGCCAUCGUUAUGGUGACUGUACUUGAUAUAAACGACAAUGGGCCUGAGUUCGAGGCUCCCUAUAAACCUAUUGUUUGGGAGAACACAGCAGCGCCACAGGCUGUUCAGAUGAAUGAAACCUCCAUGCUUCUUCAUGCCAUCGACCGUGACACCUCAACUAACGGCAGCCCAUUCUCCAUCCGGCUCCUCCUGCUCACCUCCGACGCCACCAACUUUAAUUUGACAGACUUUCGAAAUGGCAGUGCGGCUAUCACAGCUCUUCGCAGCUUUGAUCGUGAGCGUCAAAAGGAGUACCGCCUUCCUAUUCUCAUGAUUGACAGCGGAUCUCCUCCAGUGAGCUCAACCAGCACGUUGACAGUUGUCAUUGGUGACAGAAAUGAUCAUCCACACUUACCUGGACACACCCACAUUGUGGUCUACAGCUAUGAAGGAAGGUUGUUUGGUCUAAACCAGAGCUCAGGUCAGCUCAGCAUCAGAGAGGGAACCCCUCCCGGCUCAUACCGCCUGCAGGUCCGCGUGUCAGACAACACAUGGCCUGACGUCAUCUCCACCGCCCAGGUGGAUGUCACAGAGCUGCACCAGGAGGCCCUGCAGCAGGCCGGCUCCAUCCGUCUGAGCAAUCUUACAGUGGAGGAGUUUUUCAGGAGUAGCAGCGGAGGUCAGGGAAGUCGUUUCUAUCGUCUGGGUCGGAUUUUGGCUGAAUUCCUGCAGACCUCGCCAGAGAACGUCCAAAUCUUCUCUUUAAGCAAAGCCGGCAAGGAGACGAAUACAGCGCUUGAUGUAUGGUUUGCUGCACACGGAUCUCCGUACUACAAGGCCGAGAAGCUGCACGGCUAUGUGGCAGCAAACAAGGCCAAGCUGGAGUCCAUGUUGGGUGUAUCCGUCUCCCAGGUGGGCGUGGACGACUGUCCGUCCACAGACUGCAGUCCGUACGGCGGCUGCAGCAGUGAGGUGUCGUUCAGCCAUGUCCCCGUAGUUCUGAACUCCGGGAACACCUCUCUGGUUUCUCUGUCGGCCUCUUUGACGACACGCUGCGGCUGCAGAGGGCGAGAGGCGACCCACCUGUCCUGCUCCGCGUAUCCCAUCAGCCCCUGCCUCAACGGAGGCACCUGCCAGGAUGGACCACUGGGAUACCGAUGCAUGUGUCCCCCCAUGUUUGACGGGCCGGAAUGCCAGCAGACCAAGCACAGCUUUGGAGGUCAGGGUUACGCCUGGUUUCCUGCCAUCAAGCCGUGCUUCCAGAGUCGCAUAUCCCUGGAGUUCCUGUCGGAGUCGGCCAACGGGCUGCUGCUCUACAACGGGCCGCUCGGCCUCACCCAACCCGGGGAGCAGGAGGACUUCAUCGCCAUUAUUGAUGGUCACGUCUCGGUUCGCGCCAACCUGGGAGACGGUGCCCAUUCGCUCCAACUCCCGGCUCAAAGAGUGGACGUCGGACAGUGGGUCUUGGUCAGCCUUGGUCGCCACGACAACACGUUCACCCUGCGGUUGGAGCAGGGAGGGGGGUCACGGGAGGUUCAGGCUCAGCUGGGGAGCCGCAGGGAGAUUGUGGUUCAUCCGGCCAGCCUGAUGAUCGGCAACAGACCGAACGCCGGAGAGAAGGCCGACUUUCAGGGAUGUCUGCGGGACGUCCGCUUCAACGGCCACGUCCUCCCUCUGGACGGGCACAGUCUGGACCUGGUGACGGUGCUGGAGAGGCGAGGGGUCACCUCAGGCUGCUCCAGCGACGCCUGCAGAAGCCAACCGUGCCGCAGCCCGCUGCGCUGCAUCGACCUGUGGAGAAAACAUCAGUGCAAGUGUCCGGGUCCGCAGGUGACAGUAACGGAUGAGUCGGGUCUCCAGCGUUGUGUUCCGUCACCCUGCGGUCCGUCUUCCUGUCGUAACGGCGGCGUAUGCCAUGCGCUCUCCCCCGACAGUUACCAGUGCCGCUGUCAGGAGGGCUUCAGGGGUCACCGCUGUGAGCUGGGGCAGGUCAAAGGUCAGAGGAUGGCCUCUCUCAGUCCCAGCUCCAUCCUGGCCAUCAGCAUGUGCCUGCUUGUCUUUAUCGUCGUGUUGGUAGCGGUGACGGUUUGGAACCAGAAAGGAAGCAGAAACAAGUUCAGGAAGCGAGGAGUUUAUCACAUUCCUGCUGAACACCAGAGCUGGGAAGACAUCCGGGAAAACAUCCUCAACUAUAACGAGGAAGGAGGAGGAGAGCAGGACCAGAAUGCAUACGACAUCACGGAGCUGAAGCGUCCUCUGUGCUCCAGUCUGUCCCAGUCGUCCUCCUGCACCACCGCCCCGCUCAUCAAGUCCUCCCCAGGCUCCCAGGAGGAGGUCCAUCCGUCCAGCUCCUCCUGCAGCUCAGGUGCUCCCUACCUCAGCAUCCCUCAUCACCACCAUCACCACCACCACCAUCAGAACGCAGUCGGCGCCGGCUGCAGCAACGACGCCAACUACGCCUGUCAGGCAGGCAGGGACAUGGAGAUGAAUGAGGCGGGCAGGUAUGCUGAUGCUCCGCCUGCGGCGCGCUCCCAUGUGGACUUUAAAAGCUACGUGGAGCGAAUCGUUUGGGAGGCGGACAACGACGGCGGCGCUUUCCCUCCAGAUGCCUACCACGUGUGGUGCGUGGAGGGGUCUGGGUCCUCGGCAGGAAGCCUGAGCUCUUUGGGGUCGGCUGUGUCCUGCAGGAGAAUGUCUGCUGGGGAGAAGGAGAGGGAGGAGGAGGAGAAUGAAGCAGGCUAUGUUUAUGACAGGCUGUCACGGUGGGGCCCCAAGUUUCAGGCUCUGAGUGAGAUGUACGACCGGCCGCAGCUGGGCCUCACAUACAGGGACGCAAUAGCCUACAUACAGAGGAGCCACAGCCAUGACCCCCUGCCUCAGCACCACUAGGGGGAGCCAGACAACCUCAGCUACUCAGUUCUAUGGUUGGAGACUCCUGCAUUCACACAAUGUCUGUUUUUUUCACAUUUAAAUCAGCUAGAUUUACUAUUAGCUUCCUUUUAGGGAAAAAUAGUAGUCUCAUUAAAUAUUUUUAUUUAAA
Molecule: messenger RNA, 8222 nt
Organism: Cyprinodon variegatus (sheepshead minnow)
Lineage: Eukaryota; Metazoa; Chordata; Actinopteri; Cyprinodontiformes; Cyprinodontidae
Product: neural-cadherin-like
Exons: 29
Coding region: 371-8071 (2566 amino acids)
Biological process (GO): homophilic cell-cell adhesion
Cellular component (GO): catenin complex; plasma membrane
Molecular function (GO): cadherin binding; calcium ion binding
Source: RefSeq, a predicted model, not a curated record